AUUUGUUAUUUAAUCAAAAUGUUAGGAAAUAGGACGAGGGACAUCAAACACGCGGAUAUGACAUCAACCAAACAAAGACAGACAGGCAUUGGGUUAACACGCAAGAUGUCAAGAAGGAAAAGUUCCAGUGCUUGUAAACCUGUUACCAACUUUCAGUCUGAUGCACAAGAAAUGUUGUUGGAUAGUGAUGGAAAAAAAAGAACAAUGACUGCCAAGAGACCUUCAAAAACGAACAAUAAAAAGAAAGGUUCCCAUGAAAAUAACAUUUCUGCAGUGAAUGGAGCACCUUUUAAUCCCUACUUUGAGCAUGAUGAAGCCUUUGAUUACAAUAGACGAGUAAUUAUGUGUCCAUUUAACUGUGUAUGCUGUAUUAAUUAUCAGUUGGGAAAAUCAUGUGCCUGCUAUGCCCAACGUGAAUCAGUGGCUGUACAGACUAGUGAACUAGAUUUUAUUAGACUGAAGUCAGAAACCAGUGAAUAUUUCACCAGAGGAGCAUUAGCCCAUUCUGUGAUGCAGAAAUACAUCCUCAAUACAAUUGAACAGUAUGAACUCAAAAGUAAGAGGGAUCUGUUAUUUGGAAAAGCAGUUAUUGAUGUGGUAAACAGUUUCCCAGACUUAGACAGCUCAAUGGAUAUCAAGAAUCAAGUCAGCAAUCGUAUGGCAAAAGCUAUUCGUUGGAAAAAGUUUUCAUUAAAAAGGAAGCAAAAAACAGCAAGUGAGUCAACCAUCAAUGAAGUCGAAGAAUGUGAAACUAAAAGGAAAAAUAGAGCUGCUGACAAGACAAAGAUGAAGAAAGAACAAGAAUCACAAGAAAAAAGAACAAAGGUCAAGUCUGUGUCAAAUGGAUCCUUACCUAAAAGAUGUGUUAUGUCUUCUUUCGAUAAAAAGGAAAACAAAGCAAAACAUUCUAAAGUUACAAGACCAAGAAGAGUGGUUUCUAAGUGAUGCUUGAUUUUAUAACAUCAUAUCUUAAAAUGUGAAAAUAGAGAAAGGUGCAUACUGCUAGAAAACUGUGUAAUAUACUGAUAUGCAGCCACGUUUCAUAAAAGCAUAUAUAAUGAAACAAUUACCAGCAUUUUGUGAUUCAACUUUGCUAUAUUUUUAAUUUGAGAUAUUGCUGUA
Messenger RNA from Mytilus trossulus (common blue mussel), 1122 nucleotides. RefSeq lists its product as uncharacterized. The coding region runs from base 19 to 945 and encodes 308 amino acids. Lineage: Eukaryota; Metazoa; Mollusca; Bivalvia; Mytilida; Mytilidae. The transcript has 8 exons. The record is from RefSeq and is a predicted model, not a curated record.